Molecule: messenger RNA, 13579 nt
Organism: Mytilus californianus (California mussel)
Lineage: Eukaryota; Metazoa; Mollusca; Bivalvia; Mytilida; Mytilidae
Product: forkhead box protein O-like
Exons: 2
Coding region: 246-2186 (646 amino acids)
Biological process (GO): regulation of transcription by RNA polymerase II
Cellular component (GO): nucleus
Molecular function (GO): DNA-binding transcription factor activity, RNA polymerase II-specific; RNA polymerase II cis-regulatory region sequence-specific DNA binding
Source: RefSeq, a predicted model, not a curated record
GUCAGCAGGUGCCCCUUCGGUGCUGUGUGCAUCAAGUAGCUCAAAUUCUACCUGACUAUGUUUUGAUUUUGUAUUGGAAUGUUUACAUGUGUGUAUUUGGUGUCACGAUGAAAACAAUAGUAAAUCGUAAACAUUGGAAUGUAAAUUUUAAUUGGAUUAUUGCAUGAUCACUAAAAUUUUAGGAUAAUUAUUAUAAAUCUGUGUAAGACGUCAGUGCCUUUAACUUAGCUCGUUUGAUAUCCAAAAUGGACGUUCAACCUGUGGAUAUAGAUCCAAACUUUGAGCCACAAACUAGAGUUAGGAGUAAUACAUGGCCAUGCAGGCCACGGGAGGUUAUUGCCGAUGCUCAGUGUUCACCUGUGUCGGACGAAUCCGUAUCGGGGGAUCCACAGAAACCGGAGAAUUUAGGUCUAAAAACAAAAUCAUCUUCACGUCGCAAUGCAUGGGGAAAUCUCUCUUACGCUGACCUAAUUACUAAAGCUAUUCAAAAUUCACCAGAGCAGAGGUUGACCUUGUCUCAGAUUUAUGACUGGAUGGUGCAGAAUGUUCCAUAUUUUAAAGACAAAGGUGACAGCACCAGUUCAGCUGGCUGGAAGAAUUCCAUUCGACACAAUUUGUCCCUACACAGUCGGUUUAUGAGAAUUCAAAAUGAAGGAACUGGAAAGAGCUCAUGGUGGGUUCUCAACCCAGAUGCCAAACCUGGGAAAACACCUCGCCGACGAGCAGGUAGUAUGGAAACUAAAAGUUAUGAAAAAAGGCGGGGUCGUGUUAAAAAGAAGGUUGAAGCUGUCAGAGCAGCCAUGGAAAAUAUCAUGAAUGGUUCACCUUCUGGAGAUGACUUUUUAAGUGAUUCACCGCUUGGCUUUCAACUUAGCCCUGAAUUCAGACCUCGGGCAAGUUCUAAUGCAAGUAGUUGUGGACGAUUGUCACCAAUUCAGGCAGCUAAUGAACCCGAUCUCCAUGACAGUCAAGUGCCACCUAUGUCCCCAAUUCCUUGGGGUUCUGAAUUUGACUCUAUAGAUGACACGAUUGGUCAGUACGAUGACCAGUUAGUUGACACUUUAGUAGGAAGUAUGAAGUUGUGUGAGUCUACGAAGAUUGGAUUGGGUAGCGAUAAUAAUAUUGGUAAUGUUGAACAGAAUGACAUUGAAAUGAGCUUUGAUGGAACUGUGCCCUUGACACAGUUACUAUCCAACAGUACUGAUAGGAUUAACUUAACUAACGUGCCCUUGUCCCAGUUUAAUCAAAGUGCCAACAGAGACACAGCUCAGUAUCGUAACCUUCCAGCCCCUCCUGCAUAUCCCGGUGAUUCUAUGCGAAGAAGUCCACUACAACAGCAGCCAAGCCUGGAACAGUUAGGUUUACAAAAUGGAGGCACAUACAAUGAUUUAAGCCUCCAGAGACAAAACAGUGGUAACUUGGGGUUGAGUUACGGAGGUCAGCAAAAUUCUAUGUUUUCACAGCAAGAUUAUAAUCAGAUUCCAAGGAUGAAUUCACAAUUGAGUCAGCAGUUGAGUCAGUUAAAUGUGAAUACGCAACAACAGAUGCAGUCGCCUGCUCGUUCCCCUCAACAAUCACAUCAACAAAUCAGUCCUAAUUACGGCAACCAACGCAGCUACGGGUCUCCACAGCAGCAGUCUCCGCAGAACAAACAAAUUUCAAAUCAGCUUCAGAAUCAGGCACAGCAACAACAACAAGCAGGUGAAAGAUCUCUUCUUCAACGUUGUUUGGAAGCACCUUCAGAUUCACUUCUCAGAGCCGCCUUAACACAAAAAAACACUCAGGGUUUCAUAAAUAUGUCGGAUAAUCUGCCAAACACAUCGCUGUAUAAUAAUGCUGGAUAUGAAAAUCGUCAGAUUAUGUCAUCAGGAUUGCAGCUAAAUAAUAACGGGCUCAAUAAUAAUCUUAUAAACAUGCCUUUACAACCAAACAGGGUUGGAAUGAUGAACACAUCGGCUGGGAACAUGCAGAUUCCUCAGCAACAAAUGCCUGUACAACAAACAAUGCAGGUUCAAAAACCAAACUCGUCAAAUUCGCUUAAUGAAAUAGAAGCAGAUUUCUUUGAACCUCAAGGCUUUGAUAUGGAACAGAUGCUUCAACAUGAGCUCAGUUUAGAGGGAAAUCUUGAUUUCAAUUUUGACCCUACCUCAAAUAAUACAGAUACAAGCCAAAAUUUAGUACGAUGAUGUUAUAGAUCUAUAGUUUAGCUCCAAAGGUUGGAAAUUUAGAAAGAUUAUGAAAAAAAAAUGUUAUGGAAAUGUUUCGUGUGAUAUUGUUUUGUUUUGUUUGUUAAAGAUCGUCAUGUUGUUGUGAUAUAAAUACUUGUUACUGAUGAAAGAGUCGGUAAUUGUUGGCAGCAUUGGUCAAGCUUGAGCUGUCCAAAUACCCAAAAGACAGACAUGAAAGCAGGUCUUCGUAAAAUAAAUCAAAGUACAUGUUUAACAUAACAGAAUUGGUUCACUGAGCCUUAUACGGAUACGUUAUAUUUUAGUUGUAACUGCAUAUAAAUAUAUAUAAAAAAGUCAUGUGAUAAAUAUUUGAUAAAUGAUUGAUUUUAAAUAUUUUUCAUGGUGGUAAUUCUAUUGAAUGAAUGAAUUCAUCUGUCAUUUUUCUCAUCAGAUUUUCUAAUUUACAAUGAGAUAUUUUUAUGUUUUGAUUUUAAUAAUUGAUAAGAGAUAUAAAUUAGUCUGCAAAGUAAUCUAUAUUUAUGAAAUUUUAAAUACUAUCAUUAGUUUCCAAUAUGAAUUUCAAUGCUUCUUUUUUAAUACAUAUUGCAAGAGUCGGCUGUUGGAAAAUUUCAUUAACAGACAAAUUCUGUAGUGUGCAAUGCUUCAGAAAGUUUAUUGAACUGAUCUCUAAUCUAGGUCAUUGACAGUAUCUGCCGAAAGGGAAGCCAAAUUGGAUUAUUUUGUCAAUUUUAUAAUGCAUUGUGUCAGUCCAAGUCAAGUGUAACAAGCUUUAGCAGCUUUUUAAGCAUGCAUCAAUACUAAAAUACCUGCAUAGCCAUUUUAAGUUGGCCAAGCAAAUAUUUAGGUCAUAAACUGCCAACGACCUAAAUCAUUCAUUCUGGUAAAAUCUAUAUAAAGUCAAUUUUGCCCAGUCUCGUGUACAAGGGUUUACUGUAGAAGCUAUUGAUUAUUGUAGAAAAGUUAAAAGAAUCGUAUUUGAAGUGGGACUUAGGAAACGGCUGAAUUACUAGCUAUUAGCAUGAUUUUAAUCUUAGCGAUAUGAAUCAGAUUGAAUGAGUAAAAUUUAUAUCAUGAAAAGGGGUAAAUUGGGAUCUUCUGAGUGGUAAAACAGUAUGAGGCAAAUUGAUUGAAAACGCAUUUAAAUAAUUUUAUUUCUGAAAACAUUAAAAUAGCAUUCAUAAGAAUAAUGCAAUACUAGCGUGUUGUGUUGUAAGAUCCAACAUUUUUCGCACCUAAAUUAUCAUAGCUUUUAUUAUUUCAUAAGUUCAUAUAAGAAAUGGAGAUCAAUAAAUGAGAUUCAUUACGAUUUGUCAAAAUUUUGCUGUUUUAUUAUUAUUGUUUAAAAGUACACUUGAAAUAACUGUCUGAUGAUUUUCUUUCCUUUUAUUGAAAUAACAUUUGAAUUCAAUUUACGGUGUUAAUUAACAGUUAAUGUGAAACCAUAAGGAGACUUAAUUUGCUCUGAUGUAAAGAAGAAAACUACCACCUGUUUUAAUUCACAAGUUUUGAAGUCUUUUGACCUUUCCUUUUCCUUCUGGUUGACAAUAGUUAAUAUAAUGCAUAGUCAAAUUACUUUUAUUGUUGCAAUCGAUUUUGAUUUUCAUUUGCAGUCUUCACAACUAGAAGUUAAAUUUUUCCCAUGAAAGCAGAGGGGUAGAUCCUGAGAGGUGUUUUAAGGACACAUGAUACCAAAUUUUGUUCAUUUACGAAAACAAAUUGAAGGAAAAACCCAUGUUGUCAAUCUUUAGUUUUUUCUCUUAAUUGAAAUGAAUGUAGUUACAGGAUGAAUACCACCUGUUAUUGGAGAUUGUCUUAUGUUGAAUUAUAACUGCACUUUUAGUGUUGUAAAUAAAUUUUACUCAAAAACUAUAUUCAGUACAUUGUGAAAAAUGAUAUUGAUAGCAGACCAGAAGUACAUGUGCUCCGAUUCCUUUUGUUACAGAGAAAUCUAAUACUGAUGUUAGGCUACGUGAAGAUUGUGGCAUUUUCAAGCAGGGACUUGUACUUUAUGUUUGUAUAUUUUUUCUGAAAAUGGCAGUUUUAAAAACUUAAUGGGCAUUGUUACUUGUGUGAUUUGUACUCUUAAUUUAUUUUUGUAACAUGAGAAAGACACUUUAAAAGCAGGGCUUAGUUUCUAAUUUAAAAAAAAUUCUUUCUUAUUAACUAUUAAAAUUAAACUUUCUACUGUAUGAACUUAAUAUAAGAGUACUUGAACAUGUAUUCACUUAUAAUAAGUAAACCUGUUGAUUGGGAAGUAUUAUUACGAUAGGUUAAGAUUCUAUUUUGUUACUCGGCUCUGCUAUUUUGGUCAUUAUCUAGGAAGAUCGUACAUUUAAAGUAAUUACAUUGCACCAUUUUUCAAAGUUCAUGUCUCAAUUAAUGGAUGCCCAAAGCUAGUUAAAUUACUGUUGUGAGAUUCACAUUAGAUGUUGAAGUCUGUAAUAUAAUCGAUCGUAAGCCAACUUGAACAGCAUUAUAUUCUGUGGAAAGAUCAUUUGUCUGAUGGAAGUGAAAUAAAUUUUCAAAGACACUUAUUUAUUAGUUGGAAUUUCUGUCGCAACAGUUGGAAUUGAAAUGUGCAAAUUUUGUUAAGAAGUCGGUUAAUAUUCUUAAAGUUCUGCACUGACACGACUAAGUUAUUGAAAUAGAAUUUAUUAAGAGCGUAUUUAUCAAAUAUUUCAUUCUAGUUAAUUCUAGUUUAGCAGUAUUCUGAGAAAAGUACUUAAUUAAAUACCAGUGAAUGUAACUUACAUUUUUUUUUAAAUUGAAUUCUGAGGUGGUUUUCUUCUAUCAUGUUUAAUAUUUUUCAAUUUAAUUUUUAUGUCUUUUUUUUUUUAAACUUUUUGUUUUUUUGUUUUUUUGUACAUAACUUGCAAUGGUGCUGGAUUGUGUUCUGUGAACAUUCAGUCCAGUGGACAAUUUACUUUUGAUGGGUCAAACCAAAACUUCACUGGACAUGCAAUAAUUGUAUAAACAAAUUCCCUUAAUUUUGUCAGAUGUUCAGUCCAACAUUUUAAGGUAUCCUUUCCAAACUGUGCAAACUUUGAGCUAAAUAAAUUUAAAUCUUAAAAAGAAAGAAGUGUUUCACUAGAGUGUAAUGGGAGUAUAAAUUACAAAAUUUUAAAUUACAGAAAUUGAAAAUUGUUAUGAUUAAAUGAUAAUAUCUGAUAACAGAUAAGAUUUAUGGCAUGUAUUUAUAAAGUGAUUCAGACUACUGGUACAAGGUAGAAAGUACACAUAAUUUAAAAUUAGCAUGUUAAAGGUGAUGUCGUAUUCUAUUCUAACUGUAAUGAAAGCCUUGUAAUUGCAUACGUUCAGAAGUAUUGUUUAAAGCUUUAUAAGAGAACUUUAAGUUGUAGAUUAUUUGAGUUUAACAACUUAAACAUGUUUAAUUUUGAUACAGCAGUUUUAUGAAGGCUAAUUUAAACUUCAAGCAUCCACUAAAAAAAUCUAAAUAUCAGUCAAAAUUAAUGAAUUGUCAGGUUUCAUUGGCUACUACCCACAACCAAUCAUUCAUUGGAAAAUUACAUAGAAAAACUGCUACCAUGAAUUAAUAUUACAAAUUCAGUUCCACAAAUAUAAAAGGCCUUUUAAAUAAAUGCAUCGUCAACUAGCUAAAAGUAGCUGUUUUAUGGUAAUAAAAUUUCACAUUGUAAAGUUAUGAACAAGAAGAUAUUCAUCAAAUUUUUAAUCAGUUAAAAUGCAUCAAUCAGGGGAAUUAAUUAAAAGGAGGAAACAUAUUACUAAUCAGAUGUCAAAGAAAUGCUUUUAUUAGAUAUUUUGUCAUACAUUGAUAGCAUAUUGUCUGGAUCUUGAAAGACCAUUUCAAUCUAUAGAAUGUUGUGAAUGCAAUCAUUGAGACAUGUAUGCAGAUAUCCAUUAAGUCUGGUUAAAUAGAGUCAAUUUCAGAUUGUAGAAUUGCAGGAGAGGUCCCUCCUGUAACUUAUGCUGAACAAAUAUUUGUUUUUGGGAGAUUUGUUAAUAUGUUCUGCAAUUUUAAGUGUUUUCCAAGCUAAAAAAUCCAUAAUUGCUAAGUGAUAAAACUGCAAAUGAAAAAAAAAAGCAUAUUUAGAUUAACUUCCAAUCAUUAAAGUACACUUACUGUGAAAUUACCUUAACAAAACUAAAAUGCCCUUGGAUCAAAUUUAGAUUUAAAGUUCUUUCUUGAGGAUAGUUUCAAUGAAAUUAUAUUUGUCAGGGUAAAACAGGAUGUAAAGUUUGUAUAAAAAAGUACAUAUAUUCAUAUUAAGCCUUGGGGUUAUUGAAGACUCUGUAAGAUCAUAAAUUAUUAAUAUGGCAAGGUUCAUUCCAUCUGCAGUAUAAAUCGCAUGGAUUUGUCAUUUCCAAAUGUCCACAGCAGAACUUAGAACUUCUGAAAAAUCCCUACGCAAAUCUUAUAGAUUAGGCAUUUCGUUUAUUUUUACAUCAUAAGAAAUGAACCCUUAAUACAUUGAAAAUUAUUUUAGCCUUUGAUUUCAAAUUUUAAAAGUCAACUGUCAAUAACUGGUAUUUAGAUUUUGUAAAUAGAUGCUAUAGGUUAAGAAAAAAAAAUUGCUGAUGUAAAUUUAAAGUACUAAAACUUGAAAUUUUACAACAUAACAAGAACCCUGCAAUCCCCUUUAAGGAACAUCCAACACAAGAACUAGAAGAUAGACAAAUCAAAAAUUAAAGAAUAAGAAAAACUUAAUUCUAUUUAAUUUAGCAAAAACAGGGCAAAAAUUAAGAAGGCCCUUAAAGGUCAAGUAUCCGGAGUGAGGUGUUGGUCCAGGGUUGAAACCUCCCACCUUCUUCAGAAUCUUUUCUAACACUUACAAUUAAGCUUAAUAUGUGGGUAUAUCCCCCUCUUCAUAGUGGAAACUGCCUAGAAUCCUUUCAAAAAUUUCUAUAUUAUCAUCUGAAAGUGACUGGUUAAGAUCAUAUUCUCCAGGUUAAAAAUUUGUUUGAUAGCAAAUGACAAUUAGGAGUAAAAUAAUAACAUUCAUGUAAUAUUUGCUACUGGUCAAUAAGCAAUUAACCAUCUAUUGAUCCAACCACUGAAGAAUGUAUCUUGCCCUUAGAACAUGUAACUAUCAAUAUGAUAAGUGCAUGCGUUUGUCAUAUUUCUAAUGUUAAAUGUUAAUUGCCAAUGAUCAUUCAGAAAUUUGCUGUAUAUAUGGUUAAAAAAAUAAGAAGGGGCUGGAGGCACAUUAACUUUUCUAUUGUUCAAUUUUGUAAUCAAGGACAUGCUGUUUCUUACACAAGCAUUCAUUGUGUAACAGCUUCUUGUCAUAGCGGAUGUCACUUUAUCUUUCCCGAGUGCUAAUGACACCAUCUUUGUUGUGUAAGGUAUCAAUAGUAACAAUAACGUCAUUUCUUAGAAUGGAAAAGUCAGCCUUCUAAUACAAUUAGCUUGGUAUUACGAAGAAUUGGAAAGAAAAAUGCAUGGAUUUUGGCUUUGCAUGUCAUUUAACGUUAUUGAUUAGACAUCUAUGAUGUUAAUUUCUACAAGGGAAAUAUAUUCAAUUCACUGCAUAUUGUAUAACAUAGCAAUUGGCCUCGGGGGAUAUUGGUGUUCAUAAUUUUCUCAUAUUUUAUAAUCAGUUUUGUAGAGGAAUAAUAAAUAGUUUAAUGUAAGUGAGAUUUGUAUGAUUUUGACUCAUCAAUUUUAAAAUGGAAAUAAGGGAUCUGUCUUAUUUAAAACCAUCAUAUUAAAUGUUACAUGGUUAAAACUUGUGGUUUUUAUCUCACUCCUGAUAAAGGUGUUAAAGUACACAAACCUUGAAAACUUUCAUCUUUUCCACUAUGUUAUUAAAUUCUAAUGUCCAGAAAUUAGGACAUUUAGUCCGCUGAGAAAAGGAUGCCCAGUUUGAACCAUAUGUACAUGUAUAACUUUAUAAAUUUUGAAUAAGGCAACUGACAGAUUCGAUUUAAUUUAAAUGCUGUAAAUGGUAGAAAAAUUUGAUGUGAAGAUUCGUUCAGUUUUAUUUUUAAUAAUUCAGACGAUAACUGGUAUGUCCUUCAUUAGAUUUCUUGAAAACAGUCUAGUGGAACUUUUAUUAUUUUGUUUAAACAACUGGCAUAGUAUUGUAUUCAAAGUUAAAAUAUUUUUUUACAAAUUUAUUUCAUCAAAAUUGAAAAGUAUCCAGUAAGUCUGUCAAUAUGAACUGUUCCCUCAGCUCUUGUUAUAAAUGAAUUAUUAUUCUCCCUAAUCUUUUAGAUUAAUUUUUCUAUUUUACUGGUAUCCUAUAUUCAAAUGCAGGUUUAUAAUUUUUUUGAUAUUCCCAAUGACUUUAGAAGCUACAGGUAUGUGAACAUUUAAAGUGUUAUUAAGGGUCUAUGAAUAUUGAUGUGUUAUUUUAAGACCUAUGAUAAGACAUUGUAAAAGGUUCAGUUUGGGAUUCUUUUGAUAUUGUGUGAUGUAGUACUUGUAUGGAAACGAAUUCAGAAUAACAUGUUGCAUUGUCUGCCCACUUGCAAUAUCAAUUACCAGUACAUUUUAAGAAAAGGAGACAUAGAUACUGUCUUGAGGAAUAAAAAGUGAAAUUUCUUGAAUUAGUACACUUUCAGUAUAAAAUAUUAAGAGAAAAAUUACAUGUCAUUCUUAAUAUUAUUACAGCUUUUUAUCAAUUUUGUGUUUUGUUUUGUUGUUUGUUUAUUUAAUUACAAAUUCUUAUUUAGUGCUUGAUUAUUUUUGCUCAAUUAUACUAGGGGAGGUUACUCUAUCUAAAUUCAGAUGUGCAAUCAUUGCUGAAUUUGUUAUCUACCUUGAUAAAGGGAAGGCUGUGAUUUUAAAAUUGUCCGGUGAAGAUUAGGAGAUCAACAACAUCAAAAUUUUAAAAGAGCAGCCUGUUAAGUUUGAAAUAUAUAUAUAUAUGGGAAAAUCACAGAAAGAUGACAGGAGGUCAGAGGGCACCAUAAAAGAAUUUUUAUUUGAAAAAAAUGACGAAAUAUCUACUUUUAUCUUCUUAUACAUCUAUUCUCUAUCUUAUUGUUGUCUUCCUUUUUUGUAUGGGCUUUUUAUGAUAAUAUUUUUUGUGCAUUGUCAUUAUUUUAUUGAUUCAUGAAUGGUCAGUGCUUAAGUGUGAAACAUUUUAAUUUGUACAUAGAUUGCAGCUUGUAUAAUUUUAUAUUCAUUUUGCUGUUUUACACAUAAUAUUCAUAUUUUCUGUAUAUUUUUGUUUGUUGUAUUAUAGUGCAAUGUUUUUCUCUUUUUUUUUAUAUUAAAUUUCUAAUUUUUAACAUAAAUGGCAUGGGAUUUGAAAUUUGUUUGUAAAAUCUUGAUGUUCAAUGGAAAUGUUUAUAGCCAUUAAAAUUGUACUUAAAUUGUUUAUUCAUGUCUGCAGGAAAAAAAUUGAAUUUUUUAAUGAACAUUUUUGUAAAAUUUCAAGGUUUUGAUAUGAAAUUUAUUAAUUUAUUUUAGAUAAAAAAAAAAAUAUCAUUUGCAUCCUGUUAUAUUAAACAUUUUAACGACCAAUAUGAGUAAUCGAUUAAAGAAUAAUUUAAAUUUAAACAAUUGGAAAUUAGCUUACCAUGUUUUUAUUCUUGUUUUAAAAAAAUACAAUAGAGAAAGCUUUUUUUUGUAGUGUCUCUUUUAAUUGCUCAAUUUAUUAUGUGCACAGAUUUAUCAGGAAAUUCUAAAUGUGAAACUGCUUCAUAUUUUCGUAAAGGAACCACAUUAUUCAUGACCUUCCCGAACAAUAGCAAUACUUGUAUGUUCACAUUUUUCAUUUUGUUUGAUGAUAAAGUUUUAUAUAGGGCUUAAUAAUUAUUGAAGAUAUUACAGCAAUGUUAUUGUAACUUUUAUUGUCUGUUUGAAGAAACAUACAAGUUCAGAGAGCAAGAAAGCUUUUGUAACUGCUUGUUCUUCAUUAAAUAGUAAAAAAAAAAAUAGGAGGUGGAAAGUGUAAAAAAGAUCAAAGAUUGUUUAAAAUUAAGUGUCACACAGACAAACUUCCUGUUCGAGUAUUUUCCUUUUAGUACCAUGAGAUGUAUGGAAAAAAAUUUCAUAUUAUCCAUAUUUCUGACUUCUAUUAUGUCUAUUUUUUUUUGUUGCAGUGUUUUUAUUGUUUAAAUUUUAUCUAUUGAUACGGAUGGUACCAAAGUCUAUUUAUAGAAAAUAUUACACUUGAUAGUUCUCCUGAUUUUAUAGAAAAAUGUUGAGCCCUAAUUAUUUGAUAAAUAAUACACUGCAUUUUGAAAUACCGUUGAAAGUUCCUUUUUUGAUUACAGAAUACCACGUUGUUUUAUUUUUUACAACUUGAUACCAAGGUAAGAUAAGGCAUGUAAUAGUUUGAAGGAUUUUCUAAAGAAAUGUAUUUCACAUUUGUAACAUCAAUUACUAUCCUGUGUCAAGGCAGCUUGGGAUCCUUGCUCACUGUUCGACAGAAGAUCCACUGGUGGAAUACAAUCACAUAGUCGUUAAUUGGUUCUAAAAUCAUGGCAAUUUUGAAAGCAUCUUUUCUUGACAUAUAUGGCAAGAAAUAUUUACAUACCCAAUAAUAACAAAUCUGCCGAAAAUUGUUUUGUAAUAAAUUUUUAAUUUAUUUCAUGAAAAUUUGGUCAAAAUAAACCAAACCUUACUGAUUUACUAUGUAAAUCAACUAUAUUUUAAUAUUUCAUUGAGUUAUUAGUGUUAACUUAAUAUGCGAAUGCAUGGUAACUUCAGUACUGGUCAGAGCUGAUCACAUGACUUACUUCAUAUGCCUGGCUCUUUCUACUUGGAAGUAAAGAUAAGGCAAGGAUUAGGCUAAACUAAAGGAACCCUGAGUUUAGUCUUGUGUUCAGAAGUUUUUUUUCCAUGUUUAUCUGUAAUAGAAAUCCCUUGCAAUGGUAUUUUUAAAUACAGUGUAAUUUGUUACUAAUUAUAUUAGAAAUGUUGAAAAUGAAUUGAUUGUGCAUUGGAUAAUAACAAAGUCUGUCAUAUCAAUUGUUGUCAUUUUUGUUACAGAUUUUGUUAAAAGAAAUAUAUAUAUGCAUUAAAUUUUUGUUUUUGUUUGAACAGUCAAUAUUUCAUCUAACUGAUUACCGGUACUAAUGAUUUUUGCAUUAUGUUAUAAUUACUAAAAUAAAAGAUGUAGUUAUAGUGUACAGGUCAUGCUACUCAUUCAAACUACUCCUUGUUUAAAUAUACCAUUUAAAGUUCAUUAUCUUUAAAAUAUAAAUAUAACUUGAUUGUAUUCUUUGCCACCAAUUCUCACAGUUGAGUUGAGUGAGGACUAAUUAUGGAGUAUUGAAACUUUUUCAAACUUACCAUUAAAUGAAUAUUCAGUACAUGUAGUAACUUACCAUCAAAUGAAUAUGCAGUAGUAACUUACCAUGAAAUGAAUAUUCAGUCUUAAAAUCACUCAUGCCGUUCUGUAAUAAUUAAUGAACUUUCAAAGGUAUUUUAAAGCAAGAUGUAUCAUUAGAAAUUGAAAUCAGUUGAAUACAUUUACAGUGUUAAUCAUGAAAAAGUAUGUGCCAGUAAAAUAAUCAUAUUCCAGCUGUUAAAGUCAGGUUAUGUCCCUUUAGCUAUUUUUAGGUAUUUGUGGAGUUAUCUUCCCAUAAAUCAUUGAAGUUUUUAAGUUGGUAUUAAUUAAAUUAUAUAUAAUAGUUCAUGUUCAUAAAGAUGUAAUUGGUGUUUUUUUUAAACUUUUACAUUUGAAAGUGAAAUAAGUGAUACCACUCAAAAACAGAAAAAUCACAAACCAAGUAUUUGGACAUUAUUAACAGUCAUUUAGUUCCAAUAUGAAAGAGAAAAAAAAAACAACACAUAGCCCCCUUUCUCAAAAGCAUGAACAAUUUUCUUAUAUUCCAUGUUAACAUGACCACUAUAGACACUGUCAAAAUUACAUUUGAUUAAAAAUCAACAAUAUUCUGCAAAAAUAUUACCCUGUUUCUGGGUGUUUUUCCUGAGACUGACAAGUCAUGAGCAUGUUCAUGUCUCAGCUGUCCCAAAGUACAAGUUAUUUUUAAAAGCUACACAAUUACUAAAUCAUACUAAAUGGACAAAAUGGUAGGCUGGAGGUUAGUGUUGUGAUCAUUUGUUAUUGUUUCAUUGUUAAAAAAAAUCUGUAUCAUUUUAGCCCAUUGUUGUUUAUUUUCAUUGUGAAUAUUCAUAGUCUAUUUUGAAAAAAAAGUUGUUAAAAAUUCAAACUAAUUGAAAUGUAUACCUUGAUUAUUUCUAAUAGAAAUACAGUACAAUUAAAUUAAAACUAAGUGGGAUUUCAACCUCUUUUGAAUUAUUCUCGUGUGCUGUGAUCAGAUUUUGAGUCAGUUGCUUUUCUGAUAAAAUAUUUGUUUUGUUGUUGAAUAGUUUCAAUUAUUUUACUGAAAGCAAGAAACUGAAGAAGCAAAAGAAGUUUCUGUUUUGUCAUCAAGCAAACACCUGCUCUAUUCAGAAUCUGUUUAGAAAAUUACAAGAUAGUGAUAAUGAUUUCACAGUUUCAGAUGAUAUAAAUGCAAAUAUAUCCACCUCCCAGAUUGCAUGAUUUGAUGAUAAGCUCUUUUUAUUGCAUUAUUUCCAACAUAAACCUUAACAAACAAGUUUUUCUUCCCUUGGUGGGGUGAUCUUUCAUUUUAACCUUAAAAAAUUAACAGUUUCUUCUUUCUCUAUGCUUGGUGGGGUGAUCUUUAGAUUUUUACAUGUUGAGAUAUUAAUGUACUUUUUAUUCCAGAUGUUUUUAGUCCACUUGCACCAAGCUAAAAUGAUAUGAGGGACAUUCUUUGUCAUUUUAAAAUUCAUUAAUUUAUUAAAUAUUAUAAAUAUUGAAUAUAUAAUUUUAUUGGUUUAGAUUAUUUCAGUUGACCUUUUUGUUCGCUAUGAUUUGUAAAUUUAGAAUAUAUCAACACAUUUUCCCUUUCACUUGCAGGCUGUUAUGUUAAGGUUAUGUUCUCAAAUGUUAUCUCCCAUAAUUUAUUAUUUCUGACGAUUUCAUUAUUCUUGAAAUGCACAUGGUAGUUUUACUAGUACAUUGCAGAUUUUUCUUGAUUUUGCAACAUUCUAUUAACCACUAUUUUGAUUUAAUUGCCAGUUGAUCAAAUUUUUGUUUUUUUUUACAGUGGCCAAUAGAUAUGACCAAUUAUUUUUUGAUGCUUUGCAGUUAAGUACAUACGCAAAUUCAUUUUCUUACUGUAUGAAAAUUACACCACAUAUUGAAUAAUUUUAUGUGUGUAAAUAUUGUUAAUUUUAUUCUUUAUGCCAAGGGCAGGUGAAGAAUUCAUUGAAAUCCCACUUAGUUAUUUCUUAUAGGCGAUAGAAAAAAUGGUUGAUUUUGAUUGGUUGUUAUUUUUGGCUGCUGUUAUAUAUACCCGGGCCUUUCAUUGUGCACUCAUUGUACAGUUAAUGAUCAAGAUAGAUAUCUAUAUAUUAUGCUAUUAUCUGUGUAAAUUUUACAAAGAUUACUUGUGAAAAGUAAAAUAAUGUAAAAUAA